Molecule: messenger RNA, 1923 nt
Organism: Ascochyta rabiei
Lineage: Eukaryota; Fungi; Ascomycota; Dothideomycetes; Pleosporales; Didymellaceae
Exons: 2
Coding region: 1-1923 (640 amino acids)
Source: RefSeq, a predicted model, not a curated record
AUGGCCGAGACUUGUAUAGUCUGCCUUGGCGAUCUCGUCCACCCCGACGAAGGUCCUCCCGCUACCGAGUUGCCAUCAGCAAUCGACUCGCUUACAGAUGGGCUUGAUGCCAACCCUGGUAAACCGGAUGCAUUCACCACGGUAGCUCCGGAACAACCAAAGGUCGACGAGAUGGUUGCACACCUGCUGCCAUGCGGCCACAAUUUACACAACGACUGCCUCAAACCCUGGGUGGAGAGAGCCAACAGCUGUCCGAUCUGCCGAGCCAGCUUCAACAUGGUCGAGCUCAGUGCGCGUGUAGGAGGCCCAAAACUAUCCGAGUAUGCUGUUAAAGAGAAGCAACAAGUCGCCGACAUCGACCCUUCCAUGAUCGUCGACGAGGACUACGCCCUCGAGGAUGACGGAAGCUAUGACGCAUGCAUGGUGUGUGAUGAGUUUGGCGAUGCAUCACAGCUCAUGUUCUGCCACAGCUGCGAGCAGCUCUGCCACGUGUUCUGCGCCGGUCUUGACGAGAUGCCGAUACGCGGCGCCUGGUACUGUCAAGGCUGUAUGGAAAACCCGGCGCUUCUUGAGGCGGCAACCCGCCGGCGAACCAAUCCACGGGGCCCUGCAGCCUGGAUCAGUGGACGCAGCCGUGUCCCUCGACACAAUCGAGCUCCAGAUGAAUGGGUUGGGGUGUGGCAGAGCGUAUGGAAUCGACUGCAAUGGGACAUUGACUUUCCUUUCGAGGAUGAAGACCAGUCUGAAAACCAGUCCGAAUUUCUAAGACGGGAGGCUCACGAAUGGGAACGACGUUUCGAGCUUGCUCGCCAGAUGGGUGCUGGCACUCGAUUUCGCGCCGCCGCCGACAACAUUCACUCACGCCGCCGAGGCUCGAAUCGAUCCGCACGAUCCACAAAUCGAUCACUCCAUCGUGAAGCGCCCAAGACACCUAGAGACCCAGAGUCACAAGAAGAGAUCAGCGCUUGGAAUCAAUUCGAGAAGGCACGAAACCAGCUUGCGCAGUUGGGUGAUGUUCCAGCGCCACCUGAAAGCACUACCAGCAGCCGACGAGGACGCAAGCGAAAAUCUGUCGAUUCCUCACCUGCAGGUGCCGAGUCCGCUGAACAGCAGCCAGAGCGCAAGCUGAAACGCCCACGAACCCGCCUGCACAUCGAUAGUGGAAGGGGCGAAUCAUCCUCUGCGGCAGCCCGCCGCAACACUACUACCCACGAAGGCGUUCAAGAGCCAGCCACGUCACCGCCAGCUGGCGAGUCGGCCAACGCUCCCGGAUUUCUUGCUUCUCUACUACAAGAGGUCGAAGUUGACCGUUUCGCAGAGCGCGACAGAGAGAUCGCCGCCCCACAACCCAAGCGCAUUAUUGUGGAGCGAGCUUGCUCACCCCAGAACUCGUCUCCCGGUCUAUCACCGGUGUACCAGCAACCCCGUGCUGGUUUGACGACACCGCCACCUCUCAACCUCACACGCCCUAAGUCACCUGCAGAACAUGAUGAGGGCUCACCAACGUAUUCACCUUAUUCACCUGCAGACGAUGAGCGAGUCGGUCGUCGCAGGCUGACGCAUCGUGCUGUGGGCCUCAGCAGCCCACCUCGGUCAAAGGACUCGUCACCUUCGCGGCCGCCGACACUUUCUUACUCCACCAAGGCUGAGCUGCAGCGCAUGGUGACUGCUGUUCUCAAGCCACUAUAUCUGAAGAAAGAGGUCACGAAGGAAGAAUACACCGACGUUAAUCGCGAUGUCUCACGCUUGUUGUACGACAAAGUUGGUGAUGCUGGCGCUGCUGCCCUGGCAGAUCAAGAGACUAGGGAGAAGUGGCAGCGUAUGGCGAGCGACGAGGUUAAUGGUGCUAUCAAGUCAUUGCGUACUGCUGAUGUUGCAGCGUUGUCGCCUGCCGCUGAUGAGUUUGCGUCAUCGUCUUCGUGA